AAACCGCUUGGCAUUUCACUGCAGAGCAUUUUGACAGAAGCAAAAGUCAUUUGUUGUUAAACAGUGUGCAUUCGAAAACUCCCCAAACCAAACUAAUUUAUAUUUCAUUUUUUUCCCGUUCUUUCUUGGAAUUUCUGCAAACUUUUUAAUAAAACAUUCAGCCAGUCAAUAGAAUAGAAAUUGAUUCGUUGUUUCAAAGACAGUAGAAACUUCGUUAAAUAUGAGCUCACCAGUAUACAAACACACCAAUGAAAAUUCGGCGAUGAAACAACGCAAACAGAAGUCAACGAAUGCCGCCAAGUCGUCGACAAAUCUCGACACACGAACAGAGUUAGCCGAUCUGGUGAAACGAAAGGCUGAAAUUGCAGAGACACUAGCCAAUCUGGAACGACAGAUUUAUGCAUUUGAGGGUUCAUACUUGGAAGAUACACAGCUGUAUGGCAACAUUAUUCGUGGCUGGGAUCGGUAUUUAACAUCGAACAAAAGUACCAAUUCAAAGGCCGAUAAACGAAAUCGUAAAUUCAAAGAAGCCGAACGACUCUUCUCCAAAUCAUCAAUCACAUCAAUGGCGGCUGUUAGUGAGCUGGUCGAUCAAAAUGACACAAAACCAGAUCGCAAUAGCGAAACGGACGUAACAAAUGAGGAUUCUAGUGACAAUACAAUAAUUGGUACAAUUUCCGGCAAUAAUGCGUCCAGUAAUCGUCAUGAACUGAACAAUUCCACACAUCAAAAAUCUGCCGGCAAAAAUCUAGACUCUGUUGAUCGACCAAACACCCCGCAUUCAAAACACUCCGACUCGAAAGAUGUUUCGACGCCGAGUAGCAGUGCGAAGCAGAAAGCAAGCUCUGCCAAGAAAACCGGCAAUGCGACAAAAAAGAUUCGCCAUCGCUGAAUUGCACAGCCAUUGUCGUGACAUUUAACGUUUUAUUCAGUAAUUUGUAACUCGUUUAAUUCUUUAUUCGUCAUGAAACUCACCUUUCGAUCCAUGCUCAUCGUAGCUUCAAUUAAGUUAAAUUUAGCUAUGGAAUUGUAACAAAACGGCAACAAAAAACCAAAUACAUAGCAAAUUCUUAUGUAAAAAAAAG
Sitodiplosis mosellana (orange wheat blossom midge) is the source of this 1085-nucleotide messenger RNA. RefSeq names its product chromatin modification-related protein MEAF6 (gene Eaf6). The coding region runs from base 221 to 892 and encodes 223 amino acids. Lineage: Eukaryota; Metazoa; Arthropoda; Insecta; Diptera; Cecidomyiidae. The record is from RefSeq and is a predicted model, not a curated record. The transcript has 3 exons. Gene Ontology annotation, cellular component: NuA4 histone acetyltransferase complex.